AUGUGUUUUUGUGAGAGUUUAGAUAGGUUCCGAUAUUCCUUCUUCUUACUUCAGACUGGAUGGGCAUUCAAUCAUAUAGAAAAGAAGAGAGGUUUGUACAAGCCAAAGCACACAAUCGAAGAGCAAAUAGCUUAUAUGAACAGUAAAGCUUUCCAAAAUGCCUAUCAAGGAUUACCAAUUUAUCGCUGGUAUAGGAGGAAUUUCAAGGGACAAUCAAUUCUACAACCUCCACCUCGUCUUUUCUGCAUAGAUAGAUAUGGACGUUUUAAUAUAAACAAUGCAUGCCCAGUGUGCCGUGAUGAGUACUUAUUCUUUGACUUCCGAAAUCCUGCUCUUAUCGAGCAAUUUCUCUCCGACGGUACUCAUCAACCGAUCGAUAUUUUGAAGAGUGGUCUCUGUCGAGAGCAGUACGCUAUGUUAAGAGCUCAGCUACUCGCAGCGAAAGAACACGGCACUAUUACAUUUGGUGUUAAUUUUCGCAAUUUCGACUUUCGAGAAUGGUAUAAGGACUGGAAACAGUUACCGAUGCCUGAGGUAGAACGUGCCGGGAUUCGUCUUCAGGAUAUCCACCCUGACCCACUGGUGGCGUUUCCAGUUUUCAAGCGCGAUUUCAACAACGAUUGGGACCAGUGGUGGCUUCGACAUGAUAAAUUUGCUCGGAAGGCGAAGUGA
This is a messenger RNA of Angiostrongylus costaricensis, 672 nucleotides long. The record is from the annotation of a GenBank genome assembly. NCBI's taxonomy places the organism in Eukaryota, Metazoa, Nematoda, Chromadorea, Rhabditida, Metastrongylidae.